Aspergillus affinis is the source of this 1437-nucleotide messenger RNA. RefSeq lists its product as uncharacterized. NCBI's taxonomy places the organism in Eukaryota, Fungi, Ascomycota, Eurotiomycetes, Eurotiales, Aspergillaceae. The record is from RefSeq and is a predicted model, not a curated record. The coding region runs from base 1 to 1437 and encodes 478 amino acids. The transcript is spliced from 3 exons. Gene Ontology annotation, molecular function: flavin adenine dinucleotide binding; sarcosine oxidase activity.
AUGGCAUCCCGACUUUCUAGCAAAUCAUCGCCAAUCGUGAUCGUGGGCGCUGGUAUCUUUGGCUUAAGCACAGCCAUCCACCUCGCAGAACGCGGCUACAAGAACAUAAAAAUCAUCGACAAGCAAGCAUAUCAUGAAUCGCAUUAUUCCUUCGACAAAGGCUGCGAUGCUGCCUCAGCAGACAUCAACAAGAUAAUCCGCACGGCCUACGGCUCCGAGAUAUGGUACCAAGAGCUUGCACUCGAUGCCGUCGACAAAUGGAAGAAAUGGAACAACGAGAUAAGAACGGGAAAGACACUUCCUCCCGGAUUUUCUACCAAUGAUGCACUCUUCGCCAAUAACGGGACCCUCACGAUCACCUCGGAUAUGUCACUACCACAGUUCGAGAAAGAAACCAUUCAAAACAUGACGAACGCAGGUCUCGGAAACACGCAGAUCAAUCUGAGUCAUCUGGACGAGGUAGCUCGCGCGAGGAACAACGGCUUCGGUUUCGCUGUGGACGCUUUCAACCUGAAAGAUAACCUUGCCUUACUUGACACUCAUGCGGGUUUCGCGUACGCGGACAAGGCCUGUCGUUUCGCGCUAUACAAGGCAGAAAGCUUAGGCGUGCAAGUCAUUCUCGGAGGCAAGGAGGGCACAUUCUCAAGCUUUCUCGAGGCUGCAGAUUCACAUAUCACCGGGGUGCGCACGGCCGACGGUGUCUCACACUCUGCCGAGUUGACCAUCAUGGCCUGUGGCGGAUGGACUCCAUCGCUUGUCACCCAACUGGAUCAUCUCUGCGAGACGACGGCCGGAAGCGUCGCCCUGUUCCAGCUAUCGCCUAACAAAGCUCUCUGGGAUCGAUUUGCCCCCGAGAACUUUCCCACCUGGUCAUAUAACCUUCGACAUGGUAAAAACGGCGGUCUAUACGGCUUCGCCCGGGAUCCUCACGGCGUCGUGAAGAUGGGAUACCGGGGUACAAAAUUCAUCAACCCCCAACCACAAGCCGACGGUGCGACCAGAAGUGUCCCCAAGACACGAUGGACGGAGGAAUCCAUCCGCCAGAUCCCAGUCACGGCAGCGCGGGUGUUCAAGGGUUUUGUGCAAGAGUUCCUACCGGAGUUGAUGCAAUGUGAGAUGAAGACCAGGUUAUGCUGGUACACCGAUUCAUACGACAAUCAGUUCGUCAUUGACUUUGUGCCUGGCAAGGAAGGGCUGAUGGUUGCGACGGGAGGCAGCGGCCAUGGGUUCAAGUUUCUUCCGAAUAUUGGGGAGCAUGUGGUGGAUCGGAUCGAGGGGAAAGAGAAUGGUUAUCUUCCGUUGUGGAAGUGGAGGAAGUUGAGUGAUGGGGAGAAGCCUUUUAAUCAUAUCAUGCAAGGCAUGGGUAGUGAACGGUCACUGCAGCGUCAGACCUUGACGGCGGAAGAUGAUCUCUCAGAGAAGCCUAGUCGAUUGUGA